Messenger RNA from Cicer arietinum (chickpea), 928 nucleotides. RefSeq names its product large ribosomal subunit protein eL13z-like. The record is from RefSeq and is a predicted model, not a curated record. Gene Ontology annotation, cellular component: ribosome; cytosolic large ribosomal subunit. NCBI's taxonomy places the organism in Eukaryota, Viridiplantae, Streptophyta, Magnoliopsida, Fabales, Fabaceae. Gene Ontology annotation, molecular function: structural constituent of ribosome; RNA binding. Gene Ontology annotation, biological process: translation.
AAUGACGAUUCUUCGUUUGGGCCCAAUAUUUUAAGUAUCCAUUCACCUAAAACCCUAAUCUUAGUGUCCAUUUUGCGCCAGAGUUUUCUUCGGUUGUUCGUGAACCACUCUGAGAUAAACAAUGGUGAAGCAUAACAAUGUUAUCCCUAACGAACACUUCCGUAAGCAUUGGCAAAACUAUGUGAAGACAUGGUUCAAUCAACCAGCAAGAAAGACAAGAAGACGUUUAGCUCGUCAAAAGAAAGCUGUCAAGAUUUUCCCUAGGCCUACAGCUGGACCUCUCAGGCCUAUUGUUCAUGGACAGACUGCGAAGUACAACAUGAAAGUUAGAGAUGGUAAAGGAUUUUCUCUUGAAGAAUUGAAGGCUGCCGGUAUUCCCAAAAAGCUUGCUCCAACUAUUGGCAUUGCUGUUGAUCAUCGCCGUAGAAACCGAUCCUUAGAAAGUCUGCAAGCUAAUGUGCAGAGGCUGAAAACAUACAAGGCCAAGUUGGUUGUCUUUCCAAGACGUGCACACAAGGUCAAGGCUGGUGAUUCUACUCCUGAGGAACUUGCAAAUGCCACACAAGUCACAGGAUCAUACUUGCCUACUGUGAGGGAGAAGCCAUCUGUAGAGCUUGUCAAGAUUACAGAUGAAAUGAAGGCGUUUAAAGCUUAUUACAAGCUUCGCCUUGAACGCACCAACAAACGCCAUUAUGGUGCCAGAUUGAAGAAGGCUGCCGAGGCAGAAAAAGAAGACAAGAAGUGAAAACCUCGGGAAGUCUGCAUUCCUAAUCGAUAGUUAUUGCAAUACAAUAUUUGCUUGAUAUUUACUUUAUCAAGAACAAAAUUUUAUUCUUAAAAAUUCCUAUCGCUAUUUUUAUUUUGUAAACUUUGGUUAUUCAAUUUUGGUGGUUUAAUUAGAAAUCUGAUCUGAUUAGCAUUUGUUUUA